This is a messenger RNA of Clarias gariepinus (North African catfish), 2505 nucleotides long. RefSeq names its product NCK adaptor protein 2b (gene nck2b). The transcript has 4 exons. Gene Ontology annotation, biological process: positive regulation of endoplasmic reticulum stress-induced intrinsic apoptotic signaling pathway; negative regulation of PERK-mediated unfolded protein response; positive regulation of translation in response to endoplasmic reticulum stress. The record is from RefSeq and is a predicted model, not a curated record. The coding region runs from base 311 to 1411 and encodes 366 amino acids. Lineage: Eukaryota; Metazoa; Chordata; Actinopteri; Siluriformes; Clariidae. Gene Ontology annotation, molecular function: protein binding.
GUUCCAGAACAAGCAGUCACACUGUUUGACCUUUUUUAAGCUAUUAAAUCAUUCACAGUAUUUAAAUGGAACUUUAAUAAGAGAAAUGUUGGUUUUGUUGGGGGGUGUGUGUGUGUGUUGUCUAAACGUGUAAAUCACGAAGCUUUCCUCAGCCAGAAAAGCUUUUACUCAAGCUGGCCGGACUCCUCAUUUUGUAUCGCUGUCCAUCCAUGGUUAAUUACCCAGGCUGCCGGGUCACUCGAUGGCAAGCGGCAUCUGGCUUUUCUGGGUUUAGUAGCCGAGCCAGGGACCCAGUGUGACUCCAUGAAAGAUGACAGAGGAGGUGAUUGUGAUCGCCAAGUGGGACUACUCGGCCCAGCAGGAGCAGGAACUUGACAUCCGGAAGAACGAGCGUCUGUGGCUUUUAGACGAUUCGAAAACGUGGUGGCGUGUCCGCAACGCAGCCAACCGCACUGGCUACGUCCCAUCCAACUACGUAGAGAGGAAAAACAGUCUGAAGAAGGGCUCACUGGUGAAGAACCUCAAGGAUACACUGGGUCUCGGUAAGACUAAGCGGAAGCCGAGCGCCGACGCCGAGUGCCCACCGAACGGCAUCGGCGCUGGAGCAGAGCAAAUAUACGAGUUGCACACCGCGGCAGUGGCCAAGUUCGCAUACACGGCGGAGCGUGACGACGAACUGAGCCUGGCGAAAGGCGCGCGUCUGCUGGUGCUGGAGAAAUGCAGUGACGGCUGGUGGCGCGGACGCUGCAAUGACGGCCGGUCAGGCUGGUUCCCCUCCAACUACGUCCAGGAAGAGGAGGAUGAGGAAGAGGAUGAGGACGAAGCGGGUAUGGGUGACGGGCAGUACUCACGAGGAUUGCAAAAGGUGCAGACGCUUUACCCCUUCAGCUCAGCCACGGAGGAAGAGCUGAACUUUGAAAAAGGAGAAAUCAUGGAGGUGCUGGAGAAGCCCGAGAAUGACCCCGAGUGGUGGAAGUGUAAAAACAGUCAAGGCCAAGUGGGCCUCGUGCCCAAAAACUAUGUGACGGUGCUGAAAGAAGGUGGGGGCGCCAGCAGUUUCAGCGCCCAUACUUUGCAGCAUGCAGGCCCCGCGCACACGGGCAGAUUUGCCGGGAUGGAGUGGUACUAUGGCAGCGUGACACGGCACCAGGCUGAAUGCACACUAAAUGAGAGGGGAGUCGAGGGAGACUUCCUAGUGCGGGACAGCGAGUCCUCUCCGAGCGAUUUUUCCAUCUCCUUGAAGGCGUCAGGCAAGAACAAGCACUUCAAGGUGCAGUGCUGCGAGGGUGUGUACUGCAUCGGGCAGCGGCGUUUCAACACCAUGGACGAGCUCGUCGAGCACUACAAGAAAGCACCCAUUUUUACCAGUGCGCACGGAGACAAGCUCUACCUUGUUAAACCCCUGCAGUGACCUUCCAGCCAAAAAUGAGCCUUGAGAACCUAAUUAGACCUCACACUGAGCCGAGCCUCCUUACUGUUCCUCUUGGUGGUCAGUUUUUACCAGCAAGUGGGGAACAGAGUGCCAACACAAGCAGCUGGGCAGUGGCAUCGUCCCGUAUUUUUAAAAUUGUUGUCAUUUCCUGUUUACUUCCUUGAAAUAUUUUGGAAACUCUCUGGUAAUAAUCUUUCCGUUUAAGUGUUGAGAAAUGAUAGGAGGGGUACCAUUUUCCCGUUUGCCGUAGUUUCAAUUCAGGUUUUACAAAGCAAACAAGACUGAAGUUCACAAGAAGUAGACUUUUAUUUUGUUUUAUUUUAUUUUUUAUGAAUAUUAUGAUUUGAUGGUACAAUAGGGAAUAUUUUGAGCCUCUUCACAUGGCAGUGUGGAAUAGGGUUGCUUCAUGUGUUGCCAAAAAAUAAAUUGUCCAUAUGUGAUACGCAGGAACUGUCUGCCCCCUGCUGGACACAUAGACACAUGGCUUCAUGGACUCGUAGGAGGGAGGUCUUGUUUAUGAGAUGAGAUGAAUGUCAGAUGCUCAACCAAAUGUGCCACACACUGGUUAAGUGUAACAACCCUCAUUAUUCACACCCACAAUCGGCAAUAGCCUGAGUCGUACUAUAUCUGUAUGGGUAUCUUGUAGAAUUACAAGAGCGCUUAUUCUAUACACCUGUUUAAUUCCCCAGCUUUUUAAAAGUGUUUGUUUGAAUGUAAGAGCAUUGCUAUUUAAAUCUGUGUCUAUUUAAACAAGAGCCUAAGGUGCAUUUAGCAGGAAUUUUCUAAGCACUGUAACAAUGACCGUUAUAUGUUGGAAACUGAAAUACAUUUUGUUUAAAUAAACAUUUUGCAAAAUAACAAUAAGGAAUUUAUCAUUGAUGCCGUAAUCAAAUACAGCACUGUGCAAGUCUUGAGCCUCCUCUCAUUUCUUCAUAUUAAAUCAAAUCACAUUACAUUAAAGCCGCAGGAACAAAUGUUUACUGUCCCAGGCUGCAAAAUGCCUUAAAAAAUUUGGUUGUUUAUGCAGCAAACCUUAUUUCCCCUCUUGUCUAUUUUAACCAUUCGGCAUCACC